UCCUUCCAAUUCUCCACACUCAACAAACAAACCUAUAAAUACCCACCAACUAAAUCAUCUCAUCCCACAACUCAAAUUAACUCCAUAAUUACUCAGAGCCUUAACAAAAUCCAAGCUCAAUCCAUGGCCGUCAUCUCUAUCUCUCAUCUCUUUGUCUUGUUCGCCACUACAGCCAUCUUCGUUCCUUCGACUCUGGCAACCACUUACAUAGUUGGAGAUGAUGCAGGCUGGGACACCGGGGUCAACUACACUAUCUGGGCUCAGGACAAAAUGUUUAACGUUGGCGAUAAACUUCUUUUCAAAUACACACAAGGGGAUCACAACGUGUACAAAGUUAAUGGAACCCAGUUCCACAACUGCACGAUACCCAAUGACCAGAAUGCACUGAGCACUGGAAACGACGUCAUUGAAUUGAAGACGCCCGGAAGAAAAUGGUACAUCUGUGGCAAAGAGGGCCACUGUGGGCAGAAUCAGAAGCUCGUCAUUACGGUCAUGGACAUGGCUCCGGGCAAUUCGCCGCUUCCCAGCGCCUCCGCCACGCCUCCUCCGCCUCCUCCGCCGUCCACGCCGUCAGGAGCCACCAAAGCUGCUGCUUCCGACCACUUCGGGGUCAUCGCGGCGGUGUUUGGCACCCUUGGGAUGAUCAUCAUGGCUUAGGAAAAAAAAAAAAAAGGUUUAUGAGGGGAUUUAGUGGCUGAUCUAUUUUAUAUUAUUUUUCAUUUGGUGUUUCAGAAUUCCAUAUUUGAUUUCUCUCUGAGGUUUGGUAUGUUUUGUUUUGGGUUGCUUU
Momordica charantia (bitter melon) is the source of this 787-nucleotide messenger RNA. RefSeq names its product blue copper protein 1b-like. The record is from RefSeq and is a predicted model, not a curated record. Lineage: Eukaryota; Viridiplantae; Streptophyta; Magnoliopsida; Cucurbitales; Cucurbitaceae. Gene Ontology annotation, cellular component: plasma membrane. Gene Ontology annotation, molecular function: electron transfer activity.